AGGGCGAAGUUUCCGAUGGAUAGGAGACGUUCGAGAAACGCGGAAUCGGCACAUGGUGCUUCCCCUCUUCUUCUCAUAAAGCUCUGAAUCAUGACUCUUUCCCCCAAGCCCCCAAUUUGUUCCUACCGUAUCGAGAUAUCUCUGGAAAGCACGAUUACCAAUUUCUGGAUAUUUGGAGAUCCCUUACCUUCUCUACACCCAAAUUCUCAACAACCCAAGACAGUGAAGUAGGUAUCCUGUUCUUUGAUUUCUUUGCAAGGAUCUGAUUUGCGGAAGAUCCUGAUUUCAGCGGUUUUGGAGUUGGGAGAGGGAAGACGGAAAAGCGGAAGUUCACCAUGGGGAGGGAGUACCCUGUUGUUCCGCCUCGCUCCCUCGCGUCCCUCUGCGACCAGAUCGCCCCCCUCUUGCCCAUCCCCGUCUUCUUCCUCCGCCGCCACUCGCUUUCGCUCCUCCGGAAGGUGCAGCUUCUGUCCCUCGUCCUCCGCUCCGUCACCGCCUCUUCGCCUUCGGCCUCUUCGGCCCUCUGCCUGAGGGAGCUCCAUGCCGUGCUCACCAAAGCCCUCAAUCUCGUGCAGUUCUGCCACCGUUCCAGCAGAGUCCACCUCCUCCUGCUUCUGCCGCAGCUCUCCAUUCACUUCCACGACAUCGGCCUAGAUAUCUCUACCGUCUUCGACGUGCUCCCGCCGGGCUUUCUUCUGGACCUGGACCUCCGGGAGAACGCUCUCCUCCUGCGGCGUCGAUCAGAGCCUCCCUGCGACCCCAAGGGCGAUCGCCUCCGGCACGAGAUUAUAGCCGUUCUUGAUGAACUCCGCCAUGAGCGCCCGCCGGACCCGGAAGAUCUUCGGCGGAUCUUUUUCGAACUAGGGUUGCAGAACAGAGAUGAAUGCGACGACGAGAUGGAGCGCCUCAGGGAGGUGAUGAUGAAGACGGAAGAGCAGGAGCCUGAGCCGUCCUUGUCGCUCGUCGAUCUGUUCUGCGUCGUCCGGUACGCGAAGCAGCUCCUCUUCGGCAUCGAAUGCUCCGGUGCGUCUUCGGUAGAAUCGGCGGAUUGGGAGUCGGAAAAGGAAGAGCCAGAGAUACCGGAGGAUUAUCGGUGCCCUAUCUCCCUCGAGCUCAUGCGCGAUCCCGUUACGGUUUCCACCGGGCAGACCUACGACCGCUCCUCGAUCACUCAUUGGCUGGAGACCGGCCACGUUACCUGCCCGAAGAGCGGGCAGCUCCUCAAGAACACCGAACUCGUCCCCAACCUCGCCCUCCGCAGCCUCAUUUCUCGCUGGUGCACCGAGCACUCGAUUCCGUUUGACGAGUCGUCGGAGGCCGCCGGAGCCGGAGGUGCGGGCACGCUUGCUGUGAUCAACUCGAAGCCGGCGAUCGAAGCCACCAGGCUGACCGCGCUCUUCCUCGUCGAUCAACUUAGGAGCGACUUGCCGUCUGCCAGGACGCAUGCUGCCUGCGAGCUCCGCGUGAUUGCUAGGUCCGGAUCGCCCCUCAUCCGGGCAGCGAUAGUCAACGCCGGCGCUAUUCCGCUGCUUGUGCCGUUGCUUGAUUGUGGCGAUCCCGUCGCCGAGGAGAAUUCCGUCACGGCGAUCCUCAAUCUGUCAAUCCAUGACGGCAACAAGGAGCCGAUCGUGUCGGCAGAGGGCUGCCUGGAGGGAAUCAUUCGCGUGCUCCGUUUUGGUUCGACCGAGACGAUGAGAGAGAACGCGGCAGCGGCCCUUUUCAGCCUGUCCUCCGCCGCCGCCCUGAAGGAGCGGAUCGCCAGCGAGCCCGGCGCAGUGGACGGCCUCGUCGAGCUGGUCCGUUCAGGUUCCAUCCGUGCAAGGCGGGACGCCGUCUCCGCUCUGUUCAACAUCGCCACGAAGAAGGACAACGUCCCGAGGGUCGUCAUGGCCGGCGGCACGGAUGCCGUGGUGGAGCUGCUCCGGGAGACGGACGGUGGAUUGGCGGAGGAGGCAGCCGCCGUGGUGGCGAUGCUGGCGAGGCAGGCCGACGGCAUCGUGGCGGUGGUCGCCGCCCCGGGCGGUAUCUCGGCCCUCGUCUGGGUCCUCCGAACCGGAUCGCCCAAGGCGAAGGAGCAUGCCGUCGCGGCGCUGCUCGAGCUUUGCCGGCACGGCGGCCAGGAUGCGCUGGAGAGGGUCGCCAGGGCGCCGCUUCUGGUCCGCUCCCUGCACUCCCUACUUUACUCCGGUACGAGUCGAGCGAAGCGGAAGGCCGCGUCGCUGGUGCGCAUCUGCGGCGGCUGCUGUGGGCUUUCCGCUACGACGCACUCCAUGCCGGUCUCGUUGGCCGUUUCGGUUCCGUUCCGGUAAGCGGAUCGCAUCAGUUCCCGUCGUCCGGCACCUCUGGGAUCCCUUUUUUCACCCAUAAAAUUACUGUUAACUAAUUGGUGGUUAGAUUAUUUCAUUCUUUGGGGAAAGAGGAGGGACGUGAUAAAAAGUUCCUUUUUCUCUCUUUUUCUUCCGUGUACAAAUGGUUGUUGCUCCCUGGCAUUUUGGCGUUUCGUUUAAUAAAUGUGGAAGCAAAAGGCGAGCUUGUGAUCA
Molecule: messenger RNA, 2540 nt
Organism: Nymphaea colorata (pocket water lily)
Lineage: Eukaryota; Viridiplantae; Streptophyta; Magnoliopsida; Nymphaeales; Nymphaeaceae
Product: U-box domain-containing protein 17-like
Exons: 1
Coding region: 336-2309 (657 amino acids)
Biological process (GO): protein ubiquitination
Cellular component (GO): nucleus; cytoplasm
Molecular function (GO): ubiquitin-protein transferase activity; protein binding
Source: RefSeq, a predicted model, not a curated record